Molecule: messenger RNA, 699 nt
Organism: Dracunculus medinensis (Guinea worm)
Lineage: Eukaryota; Metazoa; Nematoda; Chromadorea; Rhabditida; Dracunculidae
Source: the annotation of a GenBank genome assembly
AAAGGCAAAAAAAUUCAAACGCUAAGCAGUUCACAGUUAUCAGCUUAUCAGCUUUAUAUUAUCAGUUAUCAGAGUAAUUUAGAUUUCACAAAGUCUAUUGUUAAGAAGUCAUUUGAACUGUGGUCAGUACAAACAGUCAUUCCCGCACUUAUUUCACCUAAAUUGGAAUUCAAAGAAGCUGAAAGUGAAUCCGAAGCAGAUAUAACAAUUUUAUGGGCUGAAGGUGAACACGGUGAUGCAUAUAAAUUUGAUGGAACUGGAAAUCAAACGAAUAUCUUGGCACACACUUUUUAUCCAACUUACCAAAACGUUGGAACCUUAAAUGGCGACAUACAUCUUGACGAUGCUGAAUCUUGGACAGGUGAUGGGAAAAGUGGAGGAACAGCAUUCUCGAUGGUGUUCGUCCAUGAAAUUGGUCAUUCAUUAGGCCUAGGCCACAGUAAACGCCAAGAUGCCAUUAUGUAUCCGAUAUAUAAAAAGAAUUCGCUGGAAAGCGUUGUAUUUGACUUGGACGAUAAAUGUGCUCUCAACUGGAAUUACAGCAAGUUUUCUCAAGAGUUUAUAAAGAUAGGCAAGAGUAUCAAAAUUAAAAAUAAAUUAGAUAGUAAAAAAGAAAUUUUUCGGUUUUUGCACUUCAACACUCUUAAUCCAGCAACUUCUGGAAAAAUUCAUAAUCAAAUAGGUGGCCAAUUUAUUUGA